AUGAGCUUUACCAAGAGAUUGCUCUCGAGCGACCGGGGGAGCCGAAGGAGCAGGGGCGCGGAGGCCCCUUACUGUGCCGAUGGCAGCGGCGCAGCAUCGUGCUAGGCUUUAAGCGCGAGUACGUGCUAGUAAACCAGGAGGAUGGGAGUUUACAGACGAUUUUUCAGCUCGACGGUGUGCCGCGAGUUCUACUGCUUCCAGAAGAGGAGGUUUUGCUGCUCCAUCAAGACCGCGUUGGGCUGUUCUUUGACCUGCGCAGCGGACAGCCUUCCACGAAGGGAACAGUCGAGUUCCGCUCCCCGGUGCGCCACCUUGGCACAAACAAAGGCGGACAUUACAUUCUCGGUUGGACAGAGCGGGAAAUCGAGGCCUUCUCGCUGCGCGACCAGGAACGCAAACAGACCUUGCCCGUUGCUGAUUUCGUCGGAGGUACAACUAGGAACGCCUCGAUCACGAGUGUGUCUGAUAGCAAUAAGCGCGUCUUUCUAGCAGCAGCGGGGAGUCAGGCCAUCUACUCACUCACCGAGCUUCCUUUGCGAGACCAGUUGGGCAUGCUGUUGCAGGCUGGAAAGCGCGACGAUGCGCUUGCGGUACUCACUUCUCACCUCGCCGGUGAGGAGGUGGAUCCAGCGCAGCGGCAUAAGGAGAUCUUGAACUUCAACGAGAAGGCGGGUUGGAUCGCGUGGAAGCAGUCUCGCUUUCGAGACGCCUUUGAGUCCUGCUUUCGCGUAUCUGCGGUUGCUCCUUCCCACAUCCUGCUCUUCUUUGCGCGCCGUUUUCUGAGCACAGCGGAGGUUCGAGAAAUGACGGCAGAAGCGGCGCAGGUCGCACAACAAGCGCCCCACCUGAACUCUGGCGGGGAGUCGUUUAAUUCACCCCCACGAGCAGGAGGAGGCGGGGGAAGUAUGGCAGGACCUGCAAUGGUCGUUGCGACGGAGAGUCCUUUUUUCGUGCGCGAAGAGGAGCGAGACCAGAUGGCUGACAUCGUCGAACGACUUUUGCGGACGAUCCAAAGUGAAGAAGCUCGCUUGGACGAUGUAGCCGAACACUGCGCUGCCCAAUUUCUAGUUGACCUGCGUGAUUGCAGUACGCCGGAAUCACCUUGGCAGCAACAAACGGCCAGCAGAAAGAAGCGUGGGGACCGUAUUAUUUUGCAACUGCUAGUUACACUCGGUGACCGGCAUGCAGAGAGCAAGAAAGCCGCUGCCGCACUCCUCAAUCGCAAAGACUUUUCUUGCAGUGCGAGCGACUUCGACGGUAGCUUUUUGCAGUCAAGGCGCGAUGUGAAGGCACUUCUGCUUAAACGGGAAGACAAGUUAGAGGAAGCGCUCGCGAUUUACGCAGAAUUAGUCAUUGCACAGCGCCAGCAGGCAGCAACACAGUGCGGGCAGAUGACUGCCGCAGCCGCACAGCAGAAAGCAACGUGCGGACGCUCGGGCAGCUUAGCUUCCGAAGGACCGACGCUGGAACAGGAGCAAGUCGCAGAUAUCUUGAGCCGACUAAUUGUCGCUAGCACGAAAGCCUCAGGAGCCGCGCCCUCGACAGCCACACCUCUCGUCCUUGGCGGAUUUGCCAAGCCGCGGCUGCUGCAGCUGCGAGAAACAGUCUUGCAGCACAUACCUCUGCUACCGCUGGUUACUGUGGUGAACCUCUUCACCAAAAGUGCGGUUUCAUCUGGCCCUGACAAUGAUGCUGGGGUGCGCGGCGACGCGCUGAGUUAUCAGAGUUUGGUACCGCCAUCUGACGUCUUCAAUUACUUGCUUUGCGGAACCUUCACAGCAAGCGACGACUUGCACGGUGCACCAGUAGAUCUCGUUGAAGACCUCAUAGUGAAAUCUGCAGACCACGUCGGUGUAGCAGGUCUUAGUAGUCAGGCGCAACAGCGUUCUUCGGAAGUCGGCUACUGCGACCGUGUGUGUCAGAUACGGAGGUAUCUCGAGCACCUAUUAUUGGUGGACUCGUUUCCGGACCGUGAUUUAGCGACCGCGCUCGCUGUAGUUUACGUUCAUGCAUGCGUGAACACCGCACUACUCGGUGACGAGCAGCAGCCUUCUUCACAUCCCGCUCCUUCUUCGUCACCUUCGGACUCGCUCUUUGGCCGUACCGCGUCCGCGAGUGAUCCUUCCUCAAGUUCUACGUCUGCCGCAAGGAGUAAGUUGGCGGAGUUCUUGGAGCAUUUUCAGGGCGGCCGCGAUCUCGACAUUGACCGCGUGCUCGGUACGUUGUCACGAGUGAAUACGCGAGGAACGAGUUUUGACUGGGAACGGUGUCUGCUUUACAGAAAGCAGGCAAGACACGCGGAGGCGUUAGAUAUUUUGUGUCGCGGUCGCCUAGGCGGCUUGCACUUAGCUGAGCUUUAUUGUCUCGGAUCUCUAGGCAGUGCGCACCACGAUUUGCCUAGAACAGGAGGAGCAUCGACUGCAAAUGUCGUGGACGGUAGUCUGUUAGGCGGUGGUGAUCGUAAAAAUCUAGCGAAGGCGAACUCUGGAGGAGGUUUGUCUUCGUCAAGCAGGGAGGAUCAUCGACAGCUCGUUCUUCACCCAAACUCAAAUGUGCGCUUUGCUUUUGAGGAGGAGUUGGAGCGGGAGUUCACGCAAGCGCAGCAGAAGGAGCUUGCGGCUGAAAUGCGGAAGCAGCGGAGUCACACGGGUGGCGAGGACCGGACCAUGUUGCAGUCCAAUCUGAAUACCACAUCAAAUGCUGCAGCCUCAGGAGCUUUCCCACCGGAGUCUGUUUUUCAAGUGUGUUAUGAAGUUCUCGUGUCCUCGUGUGAAGACACUAGUACCCCUUUUAGCAGUGGUGGUAUUGCGAGUUUGACGACACAGAGCAGUAGUACUAGCACUUCUUCCUCUAUCUGUUCUUUGCGGCAGAUCCUGAGGUUCGCUACUCGGUACUGUCACCACCUGGACGGCUCUCGUGUGGUCGAUCUGUUACCGGACAGGCUGCCGACGCACUUGCUAGACGAGUUUCUGCGGACCAAGUUUCUGGCUGCGAUCCACGCACAGCGUCAACAGAAGGUGGAGGAGAGUCUUAGUGCGGCAGCCUACCUGCGCACGUACAAGGAGUGGCACCAGGUGCGAUCGCUCUGCGUGCACCUGACGAACGAGCGCUGCUGUCCGAUCUGCCAUAAGCGAAUAACGACCGAUCGCGCUUUUGCGGUGGACUACAAGGAUCUAAGAGUCACGCACGUUCACUGUUUGCAGGCGACACGGUGAUCACUUCGUAGCAUAGAAGGUCAAGGUUGUAAACACACACACUCAACAGAACAUGCAACGUAGUUGUACGAGUGCCAGCAGUACUCAACAAGUUCCAAUGAUAUUAUUACUCACAAUUUAUUGAUCUUCUCUCUCCCCUGAACCUCUGAACAUGUUCAUGAUUAUUCACAGGCCCAUUCCUUGGUGCUCGUAUUUCGUUUCUCCAACAAGGAGGACCAAGAAUUCGUGUGUUGCGUUACGAAAACAUAGUUUGCUCCUGAUGUCAACACAAGCGCGAAAGGCAGAGAAGACAAACGGUG
Molecule: messenger RNA, 3514 nt
Organism: Amoebophrya sp. A25
Lineage: Eukaryota; Dinophyceae; Syndiniales; Amoebophryaceae
Source: the annotation of a GenBank genome assembly